Molecule: messenger RNA, 1752 nt
Organism: Seminavis robusta
Lineage: Eukaryota; Bacillariophyta; Bacillariophyceae; Naviculales; Naviculaceae
Source: the annotation of a GenBank genome assembly
CCUGUUUUUCUCCCACAUCUUUCGUCCUCAUAAUUUUGUCCAUCAGAGGUUGAUUUUAUUUUCGCCGUUGUUUUCUCUUGUGAAAACAUUACUUACUUUUACUUUCGAUCGACAAAAAAGACGACCAUGACAAUCCAGAGACGAACCUUGCAACCCUGUUGGGUGAUCUUCCUGCUAAUCUGCUGUACCAGCACUGUGUAUGGGCGAGCGGGACGCAGGAUCACUGUGGAAGACGAUAAGAGUGGCCUGGUCCGUGGUGGAAACUUCUUUGACAGUGCCACCACCACUACAACCUUCCCGUCGUAUCGAGGCGCGGGAUCAGCUACACGAGAAAGCAGACCAACCUUUUGGGAUGAAACAGCAGAAAACCGUGGAAUAGAGGGAACAGAUGAUGGAAACUUGGACGACGAUGACGAUGAUGGCUCGAAUACCAAUAAUAUCGUGGAAAAUGAUGGCUCAAACCAAGCCGCCGUGGUCGAUCCUGAAUUGAAGGCGUGGUACGAAUUUGAAGCUUCCAAUGCGGCUUCGGAUAAUGGGGAUGCGUAUGAUGAUGACGAUGACAGCAACAGCAGCAGUGAGGUUGACGAUGAUUUGGCAAGCUCGGAAUACGACGACGACGAUGAUGCCAGUGAAUUGGGAGGAGACGACGAUUACAGACCAGCCUCGUCUUCACGACGAUCCAAAGUGGUAAGAGGAGUCCGUACUUCCAGGAGAAGUGCCAGCACCAAAAAAUCCAGCAGAAGUGCCAGAUCCAAAAAGUCUCGCAAAAUUGCCACUCCGGUGCGAGAGCGACAACUCAAGUCAUCCAUGAUGAUGAUGAACAUGAUGAUGAUGAUGAUGGGAAGUAACAGCAUGAUGAUGAUGAAUAUGAUGAUGAUGCAACCUCCUCGUAAUCCCAUUUUCUUUCCGACACCCAACAUGAUGAUGAACAUGAACAUGAGGAUGAUGAUGCGACGACGCAGAAUGAGGAUGCGAAUGCGCAUGACACGAGCUCCCAGCAACACUUCGCCGGCUCCUUCCGUGUCAUCGGCCCCCUCUUCGAAUCCUACCAUUAGUAGUGCCCCCUCCAUCUCCCGUGCUCCAUCCAAUCCACCCACCACCUUGGCACCCUCCACAUCCACGCAACCCUCCACGUCGCCCUCCGUUCCCACUCCCGGUCGUACACGACCCCCUCGACAACCCAUGCGGAUGCGCAUGCGAAUGCGCAUGAACAUGAACAUGAUGGCAAUGAAUAUGGGUCGCCCCAAUAAUGGAGUCCCUCUUGCCGUCCAAGGAGCGCUGGAAUACACGUUCUUUUCCGGCACGGGGAUGAACCCCACCAAUGCCGAAAUCAAUUCGCUCGUGGAUGUGACCGAAGACUUUUACGAAGAUCUAUUCGAUACCCGCCCAUUGACCCGCAAUGCCGUGUCCAACUUUCAAAUGGGCAAUUUGCGCGCCCGAUAUGCUCCACGAGGAGAUUUGGAUCGAUUCAUUUUGCGAUUUGAUGCGCAAAUGUACGUACCGUUUACAUCGGGAAUAUCGUCCGAUGAUGUUGCCCGCAUCAUGGCCAAUGCCAAUUACGAUCGAUACAUUUCGUAUUAUGUCUACGAGACGGAGCCAUUUACGCAGAAUAUCUUUUUCGAGACCAAUUCCGUGGAUUUUGAAGGACGGGGAGUGUCGUUUUUUUAGAAAACGAAACGAAGAAAUAGUAGGAUUAAAAGACACCUACAUUAUUAGAGUGCAUGAUUACAUAAAAAGAAGUUUUUCCAAAUC